This is a messenger RNA of Adineta steineri, 312 nucleotides long. The record is from the annotation of a GenBank genome assembly. NCBI's taxonomy places the organism in Eukaryota, Metazoa, Rotifera, Eurotatoria, Adinetida, Adinetidae.
AUGGAAACUGUAAAACCACGUACAUCUACUGAUACUCAAGAAUCAAAAACAGCUCGAGUACCUAAUAUUAUAAAUAAUCGUUCAUCAUUUCAUGAAACAGUUAUUCGUACUCAACAAUUAAUGCGUGUUCUUAAAACAAUGCAUACAAUUGGUGAAAUCAAACAAGAAGAUGUAUUAGGAAAAAAUAUAAAUAUGAAACAACAUCAUCGACGUUCUGCGACUUUAUUAAAAAAAGUAACAUCAGAUAAUUUCGAGAACUCUCUUGUUAAUCAUCAAUGUGUUAUAAGUUCACUUCUAGUUCUGACAAGAUAG